Gasterosteus aculeatus aculeatus (three-spined stickleback) is the source of this 1090-nucleotide messenger RNA. Lineage: Eukaryota; Metazoa; Chordata; Actinopteri; Perciformes; Gasterosteidae. The record is from RefSeq and is a predicted model, not a curated record.
UUCUCCACUCGUUUCAUCAUCAUACUUUCAUUCUGCAGAAUGAAGUCGUGCGUCGAGCUUCUCUUUGUUUCUCUGCUGACAUUAUGUGAAGCACAAGGAACCAGUGUGACUCCUGUGUUUGUGCUGAAGGGACGUGAUCUGCUCCUGGAGCUUCAUGCUGAUCCCCCUGAGGGGGUUUUAUUUGUUAACUGGAAAAUCAAUAAAACAGUCAAUUUAGUAAGAUUUAAACCUAGUGGAGAAUCCCAUGUCGAUCCACGUUUCACUGGAAGGGUUCAGUUUGGUGAGAAUAAAUUCUCUGUGAGAUUGAAGAAUGUACAAGAGGUCGACAGUGGAGUUUAUUCUGCUGAAGCAGUAACACCUACAGGAGACAAACUAGCAGCUGAAUACAAGGUCACAGUUCAAGGACCAGUGUCUCCAGUUGAACUGAUCGUGGACCGAGUGGACAACAGCUCAGAGUCAUGUGACCUCCAUGUGACCUGCAGGACUCACAACGCUCACAUCAGCAGCACUUUCAGUUGUUUCGACCGGGUCUGCAUUCAGGAGGGAGGAGAGCGACCAGAGGUCACGACCUCUGGGGCUUCUCUCCAGGUCUACCUGUUGAACAACGUGAUCAUCUGUAACCAUAGCAACCAGGUUCACUGGACCCAGGACUUGAUUACAACUGAACAUUUUUGCUCCUCAAAUCCUGCUGAACACCUUUGCUCCGACCAUGCUGGUUGCGUGUUCCUGGUGAAGAUGGUGGUGUUCUCUGUGGGUCUGAUCAUCAUGGUGUCUGCCGUCAUCACUGUUCACCUCGUGGACUUCAAGAAGCACCAACAAAGAAAUGGAUGUCAAACACGUCACGCUGCCCGGGAGGAAAGCUCCCACUUAAAGGUCACCUUCUAAACCCGUGAUGAUGUUCCACUGACUCACAGCUGGUAGCAGCAACACACCAGGAGAAGAAAAGAGGAAGACGAGCGCAGAGCAGCAAACAUGGACGCAAACUAUUUAGGAUUUAAAGGAUUUAUAAAUUCAGCUUUGCAGAUAUUUCCUGGUGAAGGAAAGACAUUAAAAACGUGACUCAAAGAUGCAUUUUGGCAAGAAAAAACUU